AUGGGGAUGGGAAACAUGAAGGAGCGGAACAACAUUUCUAAGAAAAUGGGGGUUAUGGAGAAAGAGGAGUUAGAGAGUGGAGUAGUUUCGUAUUCAAACUCGGUGGGUUUAUCGGGAGGGAUAUUAACGUUGUGGAGGAAUGAUAAGGUGGAAGUUUUACUUAGUUUCAAAGGAGGGGGUUAUUUAGGGGUUAAAGUCUUAUGGAAAGGUAAUAUUUAUUAUGUGGUGAAUGUGUAUUCUUCUUGCUUCUUAAUCAAGAAGAAAGAGUUAUGGGUCGAUUUGUUGAAUUUGAAGAAUGGAUGUACGGAUGGAGAAUGGUUAAUUGGUGGAGAUUUCAAUGCGAAAAAAAAGCGAGAUGAAAGGAAAGGGCGGUCGGAAAGGGAGUUAAUUAAUGGUGUGGAUCUUUUUGGUAAAUUCAUUGAAGAUAGUGGGUUGGUAGAUGUGCCUUGUAAAGGAAAAAGAGACAUUUCGGAUCAUUGCUCGCUUUGGUUGGUGGUAGAUGAUACUAAUUGGGGUCCUAAACCAUUUAAGUUUAAUUAUGAAUGGUUUUCCUUUAAUUCGUUCAUUCCUUUUAUUGAGAAGGAAUGGAAGGAGAUGGUGGUAGAAGGAAGAGGAGGUUUUGUUCUUAAGGAAAAACUUAGACGGCUUAAAGAGACGUUAAAGUGGUGGAAUAAUACAGUUUUUGCAAGAUUGACUUGGAAGUGGAAGAUAGUGAGAAUGACAUCAAUUGUGGGGAUUCUAAGUUAG
Molecule: messenger RNA, 747 nt
Organism: Vicia villosa (hairy vetch)
Lineage: Eukaryota; Viridiplantae; Streptophyta; Magnoliopsida; Fabales; Fabaceae
Exons: 2
Coding region: 1-747 (248 amino acids)
Source: RefSeq, a predicted model, not a curated record